CUCAGCCUCACCAGCCUCAAGAUCUUUUCUAACUGAUCUUUAGCUAAGACUCGUCGAUAUGUCUUAGGAUUUUCUCUGCGUCUCCUUGGCAACUGCCCUCUUGCUUGAUGAGCCUGGCGACAGAACAAGCUUGACGGUCUGACGUGAGGCAUUUUCUCCCUUCACCGGCCACAUUUGCAACCCCUUCAUUCGAGCACAUUGCCCUUCUAUGCAACAAUCGCUGGUUGAGAUCUCACAGCGCUUUCGAGCUCACCCAGCAAGUCUCUCUGGCCGAUCGAGAAGCUGAAUUCGAAUGGUAAGACUAAACAUAAGUUUUUGGAAGGUUCCUUGUCAGACAGCGCUUUUACUUUGACCUCGUGCCUGCCAGCCAGUCUUGUGUACAGCACCUUCGUCUAGUCCCGUGGCCAUUCAUGUCUCUCUUCUCUUUUUCCUCACUCACUCCCCAUCACACAUCACUUCAUCCUUUCAUUCUGCCCCUGCCCACCUAUUGUUAUCGUUGCAAGCCUCGUGUGCCAUCACGAGUUCCGUUUGUUCAACACUUCAUUCAGCCACCUGAUUCCUCCAGGCAUCUUCCCAAGAUGCCCAGGUCAAAAAGCAAGUCGCCGCUCGGCGACCGUGCUGAUCAAAGUCUGCACGAAACACCUCUUGAAGCCGAAUCCCGCAAACAAGCCAACUUCGUCGAAGUCGAGGCCAAGCUACCGAAACGAUUUGACAGAUCGGAAAUGGGCUUCAUUGACAAGGGCACAAGUAUCCUUGGUCCCAAGAAUCCAUUUGGCAAGAAGGCCACCCCAAAAGAGAACAUAGUAUGGAUUCUCGACAACACCGCAUACAGACCGGUCAAGCCGGGCACAGAUACCUCGCAACCUUGGGAGGCGGAAUUCGUCGCUUGUUACUUCCGUGAAGGUCGCAAGGAUCUGACAAAAUAUGUUAGCAACAUUGCGGAUCUCCUUGGUAUCGACGGCAAGGCGGGUGCCGAUCCCACUGUUACCCAAAGAAUCGAAGAACGGCUCAAGCCUUUCGUGAUGGCAAUAGCGCCUGCCAGAACGAUCGAGAUCGAGAUUCCGUGCCCCAGUCCAGAAGGAAGUCCACACAAGAGGCUCCUCGGUCCAUCGAACUCGAACGGCAUCAGUAGCCAGAUCAUGCUCACCGGUGGUUCUGACAAUGCUGACGGCAAGACGGUGGUUUGUAGAAGUGUGGAUGACCUUUUCCCCGAUAUCAAAUCAGAAACACGUUUCGUUGGCCCUGAAGGGUGGGCUAUUCUCUCCGACAUUGAUGACACCAUCAAGGUUACGCAGACUCCGAAUCCUACUGGAAUCCUACAAACCACAUUUGCAGAAGAACCCAAGACGACUGCCGGCAUGCCAGAGUUCUACAAAGUGUUGAACGAAGCUUUCAACAAUCCUGCGUGGUUCUAUCUUUCAGCGUCGCCCUACAACCUAUAUACUUUCCUCCACGACUUCAUCCGUCAGAACUACACACUCGGAACAAUCAUUCUACGAGAUGCCUCCUGGAUGGCCUUUGGAGGCUUGCUGCAGUCGUUCACGCAAGGUGUGCAAGCGUAUAAGACGAGUCGGAUUGAGAAGAUACAGUCAUGGCUUCCCAAACGCCAGUUCAUUUGCAUUGGUGAUUCGACUCAAUCAGAUCCUGAAACCUAUGCUCAGAUGUACACCAAGUAUCCGGAAUGGAUCAAGGCCAUCUACAUCAGAAAGGUCAUCGAUGCUCCGAACAUGGAGGCCAAGAACAAGAACCAACGAUUCGUCGAUGCUUUCAAGGAUGUACCGGACCACGUGUGGAGAGUGUUUGUGCAACCUGAAGAAGUGGCAGAUCAUGUCAAACAUCUUGCCGGUCACGCUCAUGCUGGGAUGCUUGGGUCUCUGCUUGGGCGGUAGUGCCAGACCGAGCAUGACAUGAGAUCGAAACUGUCAAAGUCCCAGCUGAAUACACCUCAAGCACGUACACCGCAGCCUCGAACACCAGAAGCAAGAACUCCACGUUCUCCUAGCCCAGGACCGCAGAAUCGGGAUGCUGUCGUCAAGACUCUGGGUAGCUUGGGAAAGGAUUUGUCUGCUGUGCAGAAAGGCUCAUCAUCGCUGCGGCCUAGCCCUGGACAUGGCGCAAAGAGUGUCUGAACUGAACGCGGAUUGCUUUCGAAGAACUGGGAGGGAGUCCUGGACCACUCCUGCGGCAACAGAGGCAGAACUAUUAUCAUUAAUACUCGGUUCUCUCACACAAUCGAUAGCUUAGACUGCCAAUAACAAUUGACGGAACCUGACGAAGCAUUCAAACUCAC
Molecule: messenger RNA, 2290 nt
Organism: Exophiala xenobiotica
Lineage: Eukaryota; Fungi; Ascomycota; Eurotiomycetes; Chaetothyriales; Herpotrichiellaceae
Exons: 3
Coding region: 411-1889 (492 amino acids)
Cellular component (GO): actin cortical patch
Molecular function (GO): phosphatidate phosphatase activity
Source: RefSeq, a predicted model, not a curated record